This is a messenger RNA of Haliotis rufescens (red abalone), 1014 nucleotides long. RefSeq names its product ubiquitin conjugation factor E4 B-like. Gene Ontology annotation, cellular component: nucleus; cytoplasm; ubiquitin ligase complex. Gene Ontology annotation, molecular function: ubiquitin-ubiquitin ligase activity. The transcript has 6 exons. Gene Ontology annotation, biological process: protein polyubiquitination. NCBI's taxonomy places the organism in Eukaryota, Metazoa, Mollusca, Gastropoda, Lepetellida, Haliotidae. The record is from RefSeq and is a predicted model, not a curated record. The coding region runs from base 1 to 999 and encodes 332 amino acids.
AUGUCAGCGUGUUUGCCAUUCCAGAUUCGGAGGAGACGCCUUGCCCGCCUUGGAGGCAACCAGUCCAGUCCUGUAGAAAGGAAUGAAGCUAGUCAAGCAUCACCCAUGCAGCAGGGCUCUGAGAGCCAGCAGUCAUCUCAAAGUACAGCAUCCUCAUCUGGCAGCCUUGGUGUUGAUUGCCCAGCAGCUACUCCUCAGACCAUGGACAUGGACACCGAAUUUUGCUCCGAAAAAAACUCCCAGUCUCAGAUGGAUGUGGAUUCUGGCAUCGAGACAAUGGAGGUCGAAGAACCAGAACCCAGACCUGAAAUCAAGAGGAAAAGGGAUGUCAGCUUUGGAUCUGAAGCAAGUGAGGAACAAGUGUUAUCGGCUGUCAGUCGUGUGUUUGUGACUUCCUGGAGAGAGAAAUCGUGUGAAACUCUUCAUUUGCCUCAGUUAGUGGAGGUGGUAGACGAGGCAUGUAGUGGGGGUAACAUUGACUAUAGUGACGUUGUCAGCCAGGUGCUCAUGGAGGUUCUCAUGCUGAUGAGGGACAGCCAGGAGAACCCUGUGCUGUUGUUACGCACACAUCCCCCAGCUCUGUCCCCCCUCAAGUCCUACAGCAGCAGCCCAAGAAGUAUAAGUCCGAUGAUGUCUCCAGAACACUUCAAUAGAGAAUUCUCAGAAAAAUUUCCUCUUGCCAAAUGUAAAGAAGUAGACAUGCUGAACUACCUGUUAGAUUGUUAUGACAGAGUAGCAGUGGAGGAGAGGACUGCCCCCAAGCGAUGCAGCAUUCCUCCAAUGAGUGACAUGUUGUCUACAGCCAGAAGUCAGUGUAUUUGUCAUACAGCACUCGUAUUACAAGGUGCUUUUGUACAACAAAGGUCACUGAAUGGAGUGUCUAAUCUGCUGCCGUUUCUCCUGGCUCACAACUUACCGCGGGGAUUUCUCCCCGAGUUGGUGCAGACCAUCUACCAUGAUAGGGACAGUUUCCGCAGGGUGAGCCCAGCAGCAGACUGAUGUACAUGGCUGAUU